This is a messenger RNA of Prunus avium (sweet cherry), 632 nucleotides long. The record is from RefSeq and is a predicted model, not a curated record. Lineage: Eukaryota; Viridiplantae; Streptophyta; Magnoliopsida; Rosales; Rosaceae.
UUCUUCUUCCAACUUUACAGAGAUUCUAAGCGGCAGUUAUCAAAUAUGGCGUCGUCGUUCCGAGCAUUCUUGAACAGUCCAGUUGGUCCAAAAACAACUCACUUUUGGGGACCUGUUGCAAACUGGGGCUUCGUUGCCGCUGGAUUGGCGGAUAUGAACAAACCUCCAGAAAUGAUUUCUGGCAACAUGACAGCAGCAAUGUGCGUUUAUUCUGCAUUGUUUAUGAGAUUCGCAUGGAUGGUACAGCCUCGCAACUAUCUACUUUUGGCAUGCCAUGUCUCAAAUGAGACUGUCCAACUCUAUCAACUUUCUCGCUGGGCAAGGGGUCAGGGGUACUUUACCCAGAAGAAGGAUGAACCGGCGUCUGAGUAGCUUGCAGCUUCUUUCAUUCCCUUCCUGGUUCAUUGCCGAAAACAUAAGACACUGCCACCACCACCUACACUCCAUGUUCUUGAAGAACCAGUAGAAGCAACUUCAGCGGUUGGUUUAUUCACUUCACUUCGAAGGAUCUCAUGCUUGCAUUUCCUUUUGUUGUACCCAACAGUAGACAAUAAUUGAAAAAAGAUCCAUAACUGUAUGCACUGAGGGAACAAUACCCCUGAUUUUAAAUAAAUAAAAACUUCUGGAAGAAA